Molecule: messenger RNA, 1600 nt
Organism: Drosophila busckii
Lineage: Eukaryota; Metazoa; Arthropoda; Insecta; Diptera; Drosophilidae
Product: fringe glycosyltransferase
Exons: 7
Coding region: 234-1385 (383 amino acids)
Biological process (GO): regulation of Notch signaling pathway
Cellular component (GO): membrane
Molecular function (GO): O-fucosylpeptide 3-beta-N-acetylglucosaminyltransferase activity
Source: RefSeq, a predicted model, not a curated record
UCGCCCCAAGCAAGACGUGUGCGCGCGUGCCGCUUGCUCAAAACUAAAAAACUAACUUACGUUAACAAAUAACAAACUGUUUAUUUAUAAAAUCUGAUAAUCUGUGUGUGUGUGUGUGUGUGUGCAGUGCUAAUAAAUCGAAACGUUUAAACAUAAAGUGAACAAGUGUCUGAGCCUAGAGUUUCGACAGCACGAACAAUUGUUCGAUGUUUGCCUAAAAGGACGUGCAACAUAUGAUGAGCCUGACUGUGCUCUCGCUGCCGCAACGUUACAAACGCCUACUGCAAGCCAUGAGUCUCGCCGUUGCUGUCGUCUAUAUGACGCUGCUGCUCUACCAGAGCGCCUACGGAUAUCCGGGCAUCCAACUGCCACCUCAGCUGGAUGCUGAAGUUGCCACCUCACAGCCGAGACGCCUGGAGCAGCCAACGCCUACGCUAACACAGCCUGUGGGCGUGGGCGUGGCAGCGCCCAUAACGCCCUCGCUGAUCAUACGCAAGGACAUACACAGCUUCAACUUUAGCGACAUUGAGGUGAGCGAGCGACCCGCUGCCACGCUGCUGACUGAGCUGGCGAUCAUCGCAAGUCGCUAUGACGUAAAGUGGUACGAGAACCCUUGUUUUGUGCUGCGGAUGAUCCUUUUCAAGCUGAGCUCAUAUCGUGAGGUAGGCACACAGCGGGUGCUUCGAAUUUGGGGUCACGCUGGACCGCCCAGGAUGAGCGAGGGUCACACAAAGGGCCAUCUCAUUAAUACAAAAUGCUCGCAGGGCCAUUUUCGCAAGGCGCUGUGUUGCAAGAUGAGCGCCGAGCUGGACGUUUUUCUGCAGAGCGGCAAGAAGUGGUUCUGUCAUUUCGAUGAUGACAACUAUGUCAAUGUGCCGCGUUUGGUCAAGCUGCUGGAUGAGUACAGCCCCAGUGUGGACUGGUAUUUGGGCAAGCCCAGCAUAUCCUCGCCGCUGGAAAUUCAUUUGGACAACAAGAACGCCACAACGAACAAGAAGAUUACCUUCUGGUUUGCCACUGGCGGCGCUGGCUUCUGCCUGAGCCGCGCUCUAACCUUGAAGAUGCUGCCCAUAGCAGGUGGUGGCAAGUUCAUCAGCAUUGGCGAUAAGAUACGCUUCCCGGAUGAUGUCACCAUGGGCUUCAUCAUAGAGCAUUUGCUUAAGGUGCCGCUCACUGUGGUGGACAAUUUCCAUUCGCAUUUGGAGCCCAUGGAGUUUAUACGCUCGGAUACGUUUCAGGAUCAGGUGUCCUUUAGCUAUGCGCAUAUGAAAAACCAAUGGAAUGUUAUCAAAGUGGAUGGCUUCGAUCUCAAAACUGAUCCCAAGCGCUUCUAUUCGCUGCACUGUCAACUCUUUCCCUACUUCAGCUUCUGCCCGCCCAGAUAGACCCACCAAGCUGGGCGUGGCGCACGCUUGUCGCUGCUAUUGUUGAUUCUGAAUCCCAAGCUGAGGCAAAAAAAACAAAUCUCGCCGCUGUGAUUUAUAAUUUAAGUAUAACGGUAAACAUAUUGGUUCUUUUGUAUAUAAGAAAAGUAAAGUUGUGCUUCCUAGACAGUACUUGCCUUCCAAAUAAAACAACAACAAUUAAAUAUUUAAGUUAG